This is a messenger RNA of Chrysoperla carnea, 331 nucleotides long. RefSeq names its product defensin ARD1-like. The coding region runs from base 99 to 320 and encodes 73 amino acids. The transcript has a single exon. NCBI's taxonomy places the organism in Eukaryota, Metazoa, Arthropoda, Insecta, Neuroptera, Chrysopidae. The record is from RefSeq and is a predicted model, not a curated record. Gene Ontology annotation, biological process: defense response.
GAACAUCAAAAGCAGUUCAUACUUGCAUCUCUUAACUGUAACAUCAGUAGUAAUAUCGAUAAACUUCAAACAAAUAUCUGCUUUUAAAAUACUUAAAAAUGGCAAACAAUUAUCGUUCCAUGUUAGUAUUGGUAUGUCUUACAUUUUUGGUUAUUGUUUCAUCUCCGGAAAAUGGAGUCGAAGCUGACAAACUUAUUGGUAGCUGUGUAUGGGGUGCUGUUAACUAUACUUCAAAUUGUAACAAGGAAUGUAAAAGACGUGGAUACAAAGGUGGACAUUGUGGAAGCUUUGCUAACGUCAACUGUUGGUGUGAAACAUAACACUUUUCAUG